ACUUAUCAUGAAUUAUCUUCAAACAAUUUCUAUAUUAUUUGCGAUUAUAACUUAGUCACGCUUCACUUUCUUGUUUUGUCUUUCAAGUCGACUUGCAAGUAAUCGAAGCAAGUCUGUUUAAUUUCAUUGUUAGGAAAGGGAGGGAAGAGGUAUGCUUUGGCCUAUUUAAACCAUCCAACUUGAGACUAUGGAGUAUCCCACAAACAUAUAUCUCUUCCACUCAUCAAUAGAGGAACCAUGAUUUCUAAUAAAGGAAUUCCAAUCAAAUUUCUUCUUCUUGUUCUAGUUUGUGUCUUUGUUUCAGGAGAUGAUGCAGAAGUGAGAUGCAUUGCGAGGGAGAGAGAAGCUCUUCUGAGCUUCAAGAAUGGCCUCAUCGGCGAUGAUGGUUUUCUCUCAUCAUGGCGAAGUGACGAAUGCUGUGAAUGGUAUGGUGUUGAGUGCAGCAACACGACUCGCCAUGUCAUCGCCCUCCAACUUAAUGCUUGUCAUUAUUAUGGUGGAUUGCAAGGUAAGGUUGGUUCUUCCUUGCUUGAGUUGCAUCAUUUAAACAAUCUUGAUCUCAGUUGCAAUGAUUUUGGAGGCUAUUCGAUCCCAGAAUUCAUUGGUUCCAUGAAACAAUUACAACACUUGUUUCUCAAGGAUUCUCACUUUUCUGGGAUCAUUCCUCCUCAGAUAGGCAACCUUACUAACCUGCGCUCACUUGAUCUCUCAUCUAACCCUUUGACGACUGAGAAUCUCGAUCGGCUUUCGAAUCUCUCUUUGUUAUCUUCUCUUGAUUUGAGUGAAAUUGACUUAAGUGAAACCAACUGGCUGCAGCAUAUCUCAAGUCUUCAUUCCCUAAAUGAAUUGCACUUGAAAUCUUGUGGCCUCAAGGGGACUCUUCCUUCUCAGAUAGGUAACCUUACCAACCUACGCUCACUUGAUCUCUCAUCUAACCCUUUGAAGACUGAGAAUCUCGAUUGGCUUUCGAAUCUCUCUUUGUUAUCUUCUCUUGAUUUGAGUGAAAUUGACUUAAGUCACACCAACUGGCUGCAGCAUAUCUCAAGUCUUCAUUCCCUAAAUGAAUUGCACUUGAAAAACUGUAGCUUGAAGGAUAAUAAACCUUCUUCUAAUUCUUCUUCCACAUCUCUUCUUUCCAUCCUUGAUCUGUCAUUUAAUAACCUCACUUCUUCCUCACUCGAUUGGUUAUCUAACUUAAACACAAGUCUAGUGGAAAUAAACCUGUCAGGCAAUGCUUUUGGUGGCCUGAUUCCUAAUGCACUAAUAGAGAGUUUGGUUCUUAUUGAGCAUCUUGAUCUUUCCAAUAACAUGCUUCAAGGUCAAAUCCCAAAAUCUUUGUCCAAUCUCAGUCGUCUGCGCGUCUUAGUCCUUUAUGAAAAUGAGUUAAGAGGACACUUUGAGGAGUUAUUUGGAAAUAUAUCUGCCAAAGGAAUAUUGGAAUCACUCCAAAUUCUGGAUUUGGCUGAUAAUAAACUCAAUGGUUCAGUGCCAGACUUGAGAGCAUUUUCUGCAUUGACAGAAGUGUACUUUGGGGGAAACAACUUCACAGGCUCCAUUCCUCAAAGUAUUGGCCAACUCUCCGAGCUUCAAGUUCUAGAUCUUUCUAAUAAUUCUUUCAAAGGCGUAGUCUCUGAAUCGCACUUCAUCAAGCUCGACAAGUUGAAGAUACUAGAUUUAUCUUUCAAUUCAGUGAUCUUGAAUGUUGCCCCCGAUUGGAGUCCUCCUUUUCAGUUGAAGCAUAUAUUUUUAGCAGAAUGCAAUGUGGGCCCAUCUUUCCCAAAAUGGAUCCAGACUCAGAGGAAUUUGUUAGACCUUGAUCUCUCUAGAGGUGGCAUAAGAGAUGAAGCCCCAACAUGGUUGUGGACUAUAUCUCCUUCAUUAUACUCCUUAUUUCUUUCUGACAAUCUAAUUACUGGAUCUGUUCCUAAUCUUUCAUCCACUUCCAUCACAAACUUAGAUCUUAGUAACAAUAGUUUCUCAGGUCCUAUUCCAUUAUUUUAUGCCAAUGCUCGUCUUAUUAAGUUGAAUGGAAAUAUGUUUUCUGGUUCAAUUUCAAGUAUUUGCACAAUUCCCCAAUAUCUUCAGCUUCUUAGCCUUUACCUCUCCAAUAAUAAGUUGGCAGGAGAGAUUGCCAACUGUUGGGAUAAAAUGCCAAACUUGGACACUUUGAAUUUGGCCGACAACAAUUUUUCGGGUGAAAUUCCUUUGUCUUUGGGCUCUAAUUUGCUUGAGCUCAAUGCACUGCAAUUGCGUGGUAAUAAUUUAUCUGGAGAGUUGCCUUCCACUUUGAGACUUUGCCAGAAAUUGAGGUUACUUGAUGUCGGAGGGAAUGAGUUAAGAGGAGAGAUCCCCACUUGGAUUGGCGACUUGUAUAACAUGCAAUUUCUAAACCUUCACGGGAAUAAAUUGCAUCGUAGUAUUCCUCCUCAGAUUUGCAAUCUCACUCGUAUUCGAAUUCUGGACUUGUCGAUGAACUACUUAUCCGGAAAAAUACCUGAUUGCUUCAACAAUUUUACUACGUUGGCUCAAAAGAAUACCAUACUAGUUAAUGUAUGGUUUGGUUUUCAUUACGGGUUCCAGUACAAUGGUAAUCUUCCAAAUAAGAAAAUUCAAUCUAUCUAUGAAUAUUCGGCAAUUCAAUGGAAAGGUCAAGAAUCGGAAUAUACGCAUAAUCUUCGGCUUCUCAAACUCAUUGAUUUUUCAAGCAAUAGUUUGACCGGAAACAUUCCCAAAUCAUUUUCCAGUAUGCUUGGAUUAAUUUCCUUGAACCUAUCAAGAAAUAGUUUGACAGGAAAUAUAAUUCGAGAUAUUGGUGAGAUGGAAAUGUUAGAAUGUCUUGAUCUAUCACACAACCAAUUUUCCGGUGAAUUACCCACAAGCUUGGCACAAUUACAGUUCUUGGCCGCUCUCGACUUGUCGAACAACGACUUAUUUGGUAAAAUUCCAACGAGUACUCAACUUCAGAGCUUCAACGCAUCUGCUUAUGCCGAGAAUGGCGGACUCUGUGGGCCCCCUCUGGCAUCGUGCCCCGAAGAUAGCUUGAGGCCAUCCACCACUAAUCCGAAUGAGAAAGACCACAACAGCCCCUCUUUUAUGCAAGAAGUCUGCAUAUCAUUGGGCUUUGGUUUUAUAUUUGGAUUUUGGGGAGUUGUUGGAACUUUCAUACUGAAGAAAUCAUGGAGAAUUGCAUACUUCAAUUUCUGGGAUGCUGUUGGAGAUUGGUUCUACGUCAGGAUUGCUGUGUUUGUAUCCAAAUGGAGACGAAGCUGAAAUACCGGCGGACAAGCUCGUGGAUACAUGAAGAAAUGUGGAAGAAGUGUUGCUAGUAAUUAAUAAAUAUAGUCCUAUUAUGUGUUUCUUAAUACUUUAAUUAUGUCGCUGUUCAUCAAAUUAAGUGUUUAAUUUACCUACUUUUUAUUUUUUAUUUUUAUUGUUGUUUGUCAUGUAUUUUAAGUGAUGAAGUUAUAUUGAAUAUGUUGUAUGUGUGACAGUGGGUUCAAGCUGCAGGGACUGACUUGCGUAGUAUAUAUAUUAUCGCUCGUAGUAUACAUCAUUCUUCGAUCUGUAUUUUGGAAUUUCUUUGUUGAUCAAUAAAUCUCCUCCGAUUGACUCU
Molecule: messenger RNA, 3613 nt
Organism: Salvia miltiorrhiza (redroot sage)
Lineage: Eukaryota; Viridiplantae; Streptophyta; Magnoliopsida; Lamiales; Lamiaceae
Product: receptor-like protein EIX2
Exons: 2
Coding region: 238-3270 (1010 amino acids)
Molecular function (GO): protein binding
Source: RefSeq, a predicted model, not a curated record